AUGGCCGCCCAAAGCAGCUCCACCUUUGUAAAUCCUCCAAACUAUACGUUUACCUCUCAUCGUCUUCAUCGAAUUCUACAUGCCUCUGACAAGCAACCAAUUGUCCUUGUAGCAUGUGGUUCCUUCAACCCCAUCACAUAUCACCAUCUCCGAAUGUUCGAGAUGGCAAAUGACUUCGUUCGGCAGAACACUAAUUUUGAGAUUGUUGGCGGAUAUCUCAGUCCUGUUAGUGAGGAAUACGAGAAGCCAGGACUGGUUCGAGCCCAUCACCGGGUCAAUAUGUGCACGCUUGCUACAGAGCAAGAGUCUUCAGGACUAAUGGUCGACUCGUGGGAGGCAUUCCAAAAUUAUCAACGCACGGCUGUCGUCCUCGACCACUUCAAUUACGAGAUCAAUACGAUUCUCGGUGGCGUAUUUACCCGUGAUGGUGAACAUCGUGAUGUUCGGAUCAUGCUUCUUGCUGGAUCGGACCUGAUAAGCACCAUGUCUGAGCCAGGGGUUUGGUCUCAUAAUGAUCUCGAUCGCAUACUCGGACGCUAUGGCACGUUUGUCAUUGAACGCACAGGGUCCAGUAUGGAUCAGGCGACAGACAGUUUGGCGCGCUGGCGGAACAAUAUCUAUCCUAUCCCCCAGCUGGUUCAGAACGAUGUUUCCUCGACGAAAGUUCGGUUGUUCUUUCGUCGUGGUCUUUCGGUCCGGUAUCUCAUCCCAGCUGCUGUUAUUGACUAUAUAAAGCAGAACUAUCUAUACCUAGAUGACGGGGCGGGCCCGGAGAAAGAAAAGGGGAAGGACAAGGAGAGUGGAGAAGCUGAUCGAGACAGUGGGUCUCAAUCACAAUUAUAA
Molecule: messenger RNA, 843 nt
Organism: Suillus plorans
Lineage: Eukaryota; Fungi; Basidiomycota; Agaricomycetes; Boletales; Suillaceae
Exons: 3
Coding region: 1-843 (280 amino acids)
Biological process (GO): NAD+ biosynthetic process
Molecular function (GO): nicotinamide-nucleotide adenylyltransferase activity; nicotinate-nucleotide adenylyltransferase activity
Source: RefSeq, a predicted model, not a curated record